ACCCCAUAAUUAUCGCGAGUGCCCAGAAAACAGCUCAGCCGCAUAAUGUCCAGGCCUAAAGCUAACAUUCUAGCAUGUGCAUUCUGCGAAUACAAGUACUGCCCUGAGGACUGCUUGAACAGCCUCACGAAGCCCAGAGGUGCAGACAGCACUGCGAUCUACUUACUUUCAAAAUGCUGGCUCCCGUACAAUCGUUUCUCUGCGCACUAGCCAUCGGAGCUGCCCAAGCACUUCGCUCUUCCGAAGAGCUUCCUCAUUUCACCCUCAAAGCUGCCCGGGCCAACCUCUUUUCAGACGUCACUCACACCCAUGAACUCUCGACAAGAGACAUCCUCUCAGCCCACGAUCUGCGUACAGUACGCUCCGAGUCCGGCGACGAAGCCAUCGUGGACGAAUCCCUCCUGCGCCGCGGCGUACUCGCAGCAUCGGGCACCGACUUCGUCGACCUCUCCUGGGACCCCCUCUCCCCAACUACUCCUUACCUCCUCAUCCGCGAUGGAGAGCAGCUCGCCAACCUAACCGCUGGGACUACUGCCUACCGCGACACCACCGCCACCCCCGGCUCAACCUACCGCUACGAUAUUGUCCCCCUCCUCAAGAGGGACGACUUGAACCCCAACGCCGAGCGCUGGUCCCUCCAAGUGCACACUCCUGCCCGCGACACCAACACCACCUCUCACAUCGCCUCCAUCGCCAAACGCGCGGCAGCGACCACGACCCUGUCCUGGGUCACCUUCAUCCCUCAAAAGCGCAUCGACGCACCCGUCAAGGCGGGCGUAACCCUCUGCACGUACGGCAAGGGCUACCAGUUCGGCGGCGACAACCAUGGUUUCGACUGGAAAGCCUCGAGCUACCGCACCGCCGCGCACGCCGUCAUCACCUGGUCGAGCAAGAAAGUAGAGGGCCACACGUCAGUCGGCACGACGCACGUGUACAAGAAGUCGACCGGCAAACUGGUGUCGGAGAAGACGGCGUCGAAGAAGGACAUGGUGGCCAAGAAACUCGGGGCGUCGGGCAGCUCCGUGGAUAUCAGGAUGGUGACGCAUGCGAAGAAUCCGUAUUGCCCCGGUGGUGCGAUUGAUGGGGCGUUUACCAUGUCGCUGUCCAAGGGGGGGAGCUGGUCGAUAAGGUCGGGUAACCAUCGGCAGAUGCCGAAUCAUCAUGUUUAUAUCUACAACGGGGGGAAGGUGACGAAUGUGUAUACGAGGAAGUAUGCUAGUGAGUGGUGCCUCGUGGGUGGCGCGACGUGCGACCUUGCGAAUCUGGGUGGGUUGUAUGGCGAUUUCAAAUAGGGUGAUGGGUUGGGCGAUGUGCCACAGUUACUGUGAGCCUUAGCAUACACGUAGAGAGAAAUAAGCAUAACCCAUAUUGGACAGCCAGCGAACUUCUAUUGCAUCGGCAUAGUAUGAGCUCUGAGAGCAAGAGAAUGCCCUGUGGCCUCAGUGAACUCUGCUGGAUACCAUCAUAGGACCAGUGGUGUGCGGUUUGCUCAAUUCCGUCAACAACAGCGCUGGAUAAGUGUUUGGGUCUGGGACAGCACGAACGAGUUCCCAAGUGGUUUUGUUAUUAGAUGCAGGUCACUGGACGCUAAGAGAGAUGAGCGGGAUGUGGUGGUAAACC
This is a messenger RNA of Westerdykella ornata, 1620 nucleotides long. RefSeq lists its product as uncharacterized. The record is from RefSeq and is a predicted model, not a curated record. Bases 174 to 1292 code for a protein of 372 amino acids. NCBI's taxonomy places the organism in Eukaryota, Fungi, Ascomycota, Dothideomycetes, Pleosporales, Sporormiaceae. The transcript has a single exon.